Lolium perenne is the source of this 1134-nucleotide messenger RNA. RefSeq lists its product as uncharacterized. NCBI's taxonomy places the organism in Eukaryota, Viridiplantae, Streptophyta, Magnoliopsida, Poales, Poaceae. The record is from RefSeq and is a predicted model, not a curated record.
CCGCCGAGCCCAGAACGCUAGCGCCAACGCCAAGAGCGGCAGACGAGUACGUACGAGACCCGGCCGCGCGCGCGCGGAACCCAACCAGCGUCCAGACUCCAGAGUAGUGGGCGGGGGCUACCAUGCAGCACAGCCCCGGUCGUUAGCGCCAGCACCCACCGUCGCCGCCCAUACAUAAAUCGCAGCAGCAGCAGCAUCACUACCCGCCUCCACCGCCGACGUCCAUCACAGAGACAGCGAGAGAGAGGAUGGGGAACUGCCAGGCGGCGGAGGACGCGACGGUGGUGGUGCAGCACCCGGGCGGGCGGGUGGAGCGGCUCUACUGGGCCACCAGCGCCGCCGAGGUCAUGCGCGCCAACCCGGGCCACUACGUCGCGCUCGUCACCCUCCGCGUCGCCGAGGACAGCCGCCGUCCGGCCGACCCGCAGCAACGGGGGCAGCGCGGCGGCGGCACGGUGCGGCUGACGCGGGUGAAGCUGCUCAAGCCACGGGACACGCUGCAGCUCGGACACGCCUACCGCCUCAUCGCCAUCGCCGAGGUCGCCAAGGCCGUGCAGGCCAGGAAGGACGAGAAGACCAGGAGGGAGCAGCGGCAACAGCAGCAGCAGCUGGGAGGAUCGAAGCAGGCCGGCGGUGAGUCUGCAUCCACCGGUGACGACAAGGCGCUGAUGGACGAGGGUCUUGAUCAGCUGGAGCACCAAGACAAGGACAGCCACCACCGGAGCAACUCGGCUAAAAAUUCGAGGCAUCGCCAGUGGCGCCCUUCUCUGCACAGCAUCGCCGAAGUCAGUAGCUGAUGCUAGCUGAUUAGCCGAUGAAUGAUCUGUCUUUUAGAGUUCAUGUUCAUCAGUUGGUUGCUAGGUUCAAGUUCGACAGCUGGAUCAGUACUAUAGAAGAUGAGCAACUGGAACUUGGGACACGUAGGAUUAUUGUUGAACAAAUUUGUGUGAAUGUGUGAUGUACCGUAGUAUAUUUGUUCUGUUAAGAUGCAAAGUACAUCUACCUGGAGAUUUAGCUUUUGAGGAUCUCUGUUGUGGUGUAGUGUAUCUGUAUUAAUUGUUCUUGGUGCCGACUUUGCAAUCAUCAGGCUUCGGCUUAGUGCGGAUUCGCAAUCAUAAGCUGACUAUAAUGAUA